This is a messenger RNA of Leptonychotes weddellii (Weddell seal), 3619 nucleotides long. The record is from RefSeq and is a predicted model, not a curated record. NCBI's taxonomy places the organism in Eukaryota, Metazoa, Chordata, Mammalia, Carnivora, Phocidae.
GGGCACCACGCACACGCCCACCACGGCCACCUCCAGCGGGGGUGCGGGCCAGCCCGAGGGGGGGCAGCAGCCCCCUGCCGGCCGCCCCUGUGAGACCCACCAGACCACUUCCACUGGUACCACCAUGUCCGUCAGUGUGGGUGCCCUGCUCCCCGAUACCGUUCCCUCCCACAGGACCCUAGAGUCCGGCCUGGAGGUGGCAGCAGCGGCCACCGUCGCCCCCCAGGCCGCUGCUUCGUUGCUGGCUCCCUUCCCGACACAGAGGGUCUGCUCCAACCCCCCCUGUGAGACGCACGAGACCGGGACCACGCACACGGCCACCACGGUCACCUCCAACAUGAGCUCGAACCAAGAUCCCCCACCAGCCGCCAGUGACCAGGGAGAGGUGGAGAGCACCCAGGGUGACAGCGUGAACAUCACCGGCUCCAGUGCCGUUACAACGACCGUGUCCUCUACGCUGACGCGGGCUGUGACCACUGUGACACAGUCCACGCCGGUCCCGGGCCCCUCGGUGCCGAAGAUCUCAUCAAUGACUGAGGCUACCCCAGGGGCUCUGACCACCGAAGUCCCCAUCCCGGCCACGAUAACAGUGACCAUAGCCAACACAGAAACUUCUGACAUGCCCUUCUCUGCUGUUGACAUCCUGCAGCCCCCAGAGGAACUCCAGGCCUCGCCAGGGCCUCGCCAGCAGCUGCCGCCACGGCAACUCCUGCAGCCCGCCUCCACACCCCUGAUGGGGGAGUCCGCCGAGGUCCUGUCAGCCUCCCAGACCCCUGAGCUCCAAGCCGCCGUGGAUCUGAGCAGUACAGGGGACCCGUCUUCGGGCCAGGAGCCUGCCAGCUCAGCUGUGGUGGCCACUGUGGUGGUCCAGCCGCCCCCGCCCACACAGUCUGAAGUAGACCAGUUGUCCCUUCCCCAGGAGCUGAUGGCUGAGGCCCAGGCGGGCACCACCACCCUCAUGGUGACGGGGCUCACCCCUGAGGAGCUGGCGGUGACUGCUGCUGCCGAAGCGGCCGCUCAGGCCGCAGCCACGGAGGAGGCCCAGGCCCUGGCCAUCCAGGCGGUGCUCCAGGCCGCACAGCAGGCCGUCAUGGGCACCGGGGAGCCCAUGGACACGGCCGAGGCAGCGGCGGCUGUGACGCAGGCGGAGCUGGGCCACCUGUCGGCUGAAGGCCAGGAGGGCCAGGCUACCACCAUCCCCAUCGUGCUGACGCAGCAGGAGCUGGCGGCCCUGGUCCAGCAGCAGCAGCAGCUGCAAGAGGCGCAGGCCCAGCAGCAGCACCACCACCUCCCCACCGAGGCCUUGGCCCCUGCCGACAGCCUCAAUGACCCGACCAUCGAGAGCAAUUGCCUCAGUGAGCUGGCCGCGGCCGUCCCCAGCACCGUGGCCCUGCUGCCCUCCACGGCCACUGAGAGCCUGGCUCCAUCCAACACAUUUGUGGCCCCCCAGCCGGUGGUGGUAGCCAGCCCCGCAAAGCUGCAGGCUGCGGCUACCCUGACUGAAGUGGCCAAUGGCAUCGAGUCCCUGGGUGUGAAGCCAGACCUACCGCCCCCGCCCAGCAAAGCGCCUGUGAAGAAGGAGAACCAGUGGUUUGAUGUGGGGGUCAUUAAGGGUACCAAUGUAAUGGUGACACACUAUUUCCUGCCACCAGAUGAUGCUGUCCCUUCUGACGAUGACUCGGGCACCGUCCCCGACUACAACCAGCUGAAGAAGCAGGAGCUGCAGCCCGGCACAGCCUAUAAGUUCCGAGUUGCUGGGAUCAACGCCUGCGGCCGGGGGCCCUUCAGCGAGAUCUCAGCCUUUAAGACCUGUCUGCCUGGUUUCCCAGGGGCCCCCUGUGCCAUUAAGAUCAGCAAAAGUCCAGAUGGUGCUCACCUCACCUGGGAGCCGCCGUCUGUGACCUCUGGCAAGAUCAUCGAGUACUCGGUGUACCUGGCCAUCCAGAGCUCGCAGGCCGGUGGUGAGCCCAAGAGUUCCACCCCGGCCCAGCUGGCCUUCAUGCGGGUGUACUGCGGGCCCAGCCCCUCCUGCCUGGUGCAAUCCUCCAGCCUCUCCAACGCCCACAUCGACUACACCACCAAGCCCGCCAUCAUCUUCCGCAUUGCCGCCCGCAAUGAGAAGGGCUAUGGCCCGGCCACCCAAGUGAGGUGGUUGCAAGAAACCAGUAAAGACAGCUCUGGCGCCAAGCCAGCCAGCAAGCGGCCCAUGUCCUCUCCGGAAAUGAAAUCCGCUCCAAAGAAAUCUAAGGCAGAUGGUCAGUGAGAGGCAGCUCCCCUGCACCUGGAUUGUUCGCCAGACCCCCCCCCUUCUGCUUCAGGAACGCCACCUGCCAGGGCCCACCCAUCCUACCCACCCGGCGCUCACACUUCACCCUCAGGAGCCACUGGCCGCCGCCACUCAUUCUCUCUCUCUCUCUGUUUUUGAAAUAAUCUCAAGAAAGCACAUUUUACCAUUGCUGUGGGAGGAAGCAGAAGGCAGAUCUGGAAGAGCAGUGAGCAAGUGAGACAAGUGUGCCCUCCUCCCCUCUUCUCCUUACCAGUGCCCUCCUCUGGGAGCUGAGCAAGCCUGGAAUUCUGAGGCCCUCGAGGGAGCUCGACAGACGCUUCGGAUGAAGCGGCCGAGACGCAGAGAACGGAAUGCACGCGCCUUCCAGCACCCGCACGCCUCUUGCAGUUUGUCACCUUGGUCCUGAGGGGGGGCAGCCAAGGGCGGGAGGGGCUGCAGCAUGGAAGCAGAAGAAAGGCUCGCCCCCCGCCCCCAGCUCCCCUCCCCUGCCUCUGCUCCGAGAAGAUUGGCAGGGCACCCGUGCACUCGAUGUCCAUCUGGUUCCAUUUUCCUUUGUUAUUUUUGGGUAUCCUGCCACCUCCCGACCCUGGGCUUCAGCUUUGUCCAACCCCGUCUCAGCGGCCUUCGUACUCCCACCCCUUGCCCCUUCCUUCUUCUUUCCCAGUUAGAGAGCUAGAAAGGAAGAAGAAAGAAAGAAAGGGGGAAGAAUGAGCCCGUGGUGGCCUGAGCAGUGUUCUGUGCAAAUCUCCUGACUCCCAGCGGGGCGUAGAGUAGCCCCCACCGAGCCUGGCUUUGGCCCCUGGGUCGGGGCUAGGGGCCACACCACCAACUGCUGCAUUUGUUGUAUUUUUUUUAAGUUGGAAUUGAUGAAGUUAACAUUUUUAUUGUAAUUUUAGCCUUAGUGUGUGGGGUUUUGUCCCUUUUUUUGUUGUUGUUGUUAGCUGUGUACAGAAUGUGUAUCUUUUUUUUUUUUUUUUUUUUAACUUUUACUUUUUUCUCCUUGGCUAAGCCUUGGCAGGGAUCUUUCUGGAAGAAAAGCUGGGGGCAGCUGGCACAGGAGAGGCGUGGAUUCUCCCCUGCGGGCCUGGUGUUGGUUGCCUGGCCCAAUUUCCUCUUGCUGGCCCCUGCCGUCUGCCCCUUUGCUUGUCCCCAGGCCUCUGGGACAAAGGAGGGGUGAGCUGUCAAACCUCACUCCCCAUGGGUGAUUGCUCUACACCUGUAGGAUUGAGCUUGAGAGUCUGCUGGAGCCUAAAGUCAGGUUUCUGAGGAGGAGCAGGUGCUGGGUUCGCAGGGCUCUCAACAUCCUCCCCACCCCCCUCCCUAUGACCCCCC